GCGCUAGGGUCCGUUAGGAUCCCUCCCCACGCCUCCUUCCCGCGGGGGCCCCCGCUGGGGUGCGCGGAGGCCCACUCAGGGAGUGGCAGCUGAAACCUGAGCUGUCCUAGGGGGCCAGGCAGGAGCUUAAGACAGGUGGAAUGGGACCUGGGCAGGAAGACUCAGGCAUGGCCAGCAGGAAGACCAAGAAGAAGGAAUUGUGCCUUGUGUGCCCAGCAGGCUUCCUCCAAGUCUUCUCCAACUUUGAGCAGACCCAGAUCCAGGAGUUGAAGACAUUCACACUAACUGACCAGAACCAGGAAGGCUUCAUCAACAAGGAGGACCUGAAGGGCACCUACACCUGCCUCAUGGGCAGGCGCUUGGAGCCUUGGGCAGGCGGCGCCCUGAGGCUUCUGCAGCAGGCAGUGACACCAAGGAGACCAUCCCAAAUGCCUUCAAGAUGCUGGACCUGGAUGGCAAAGGCAGCAUCCACAAGGAGUAGUGAGUGCUGGCUUCCUCGUGGGCCCAGCCCAGAGUGUGUGGAGCAUGCUUCUCAGACAGGGCCGGAGCUGGCCCACUUCCCAUUCUUCAGGGGCCAUUCAGAGAUCCCAGUCCUUGGGUAACCCAGUGGGAGCCCAGCUGGGGGUGGGGUGGGGUCAUGGGUCCUCCAGCUCCUGCUCAGCCUUCAGGUUUAUGGGCUGAGUCCCCUCAGGCCAGCUGCAGGGACAGAGAAUAUUCCAGCAGCCUCUGAGCCCAUCAGCUGCUCCCUAGGCUCAGGUGUCCAUGGGCUUCGGUGAUCAGUGGAUGCCCAGGAUUGCAGUGGAGGUAGGGUUCAGACCCGUCAACCCCCACCCCAUGUAUCCCACAGGGGAGCCAGGUGGGCACUCAGCAGCCUCCUCACCCUUCCUCAAAUGGCUGCUGAUGUCCCAAGCUGACAAGGUGACGGCCACCAAGGUGCCUGUACCCCACCCCACCCUUCCGGCCUCUACAGACCAAGCACACCCCUGAGUCAGUCAGAGGGUGCUGCAGUGCUGCUGUGGACAAGAUGGGGAAGACAGGAUUGGGGGGCUGUACAGGGUGGAGGGAGUUUGCUGGGGAGCACUUAAAUCAGAGCCAGAGGCUAUUCAGUCCCUUGUGUGCUGUCCUGUCCAAGGGGCUGGGCUCAGAGCAGGGCCAUCUCAACCCCAGCCCAAAUCCACACCCCCAAGCCAGUGUCACCUGAGACCUCUGCUCCCCCCAUGGUGCCCAAAGGUGGGGACUGGAUCCUGGCACCACUGACAGAUGGUAGCCUGAGGCCCUGGGGCCACAGGUCUGUGCGCUCCACACCAUCACAGGCUCUGCCCCACCACACCCUUCUCUACCCUUACACCCCUACCCUGCCCCUCCACCCUACCCU
Chinchilla lanigera (long-tailed chinchilla) is the source of this 1375-nucleotide messenger RNA. RefSeq names its product myosin, light chain 5, regulatory (gene Myl5). The transcript is spliced from 5 exons. Gene Ontology annotation, cellular component: cytoplasm. Gene Ontology annotation, molecular function: calcium ion binding. Lineage: Eukaryota; Metazoa; Chordata; Mammalia; Rodentia; Chinchillidae. Bases 141 to 602 code for a protein of 153 amino acids. The record is from RefSeq and is a predicted model, not a curated record.